AUGGCGGUCGAUGCCGACGCGAAGAGCCCCCUUGACGGGGACGUCGAGAAGCAAGCCGCUGCUGUCCGAACAUCUGCGGAUGGCGAGGGCUACGAUGCAGUCAACGAUGGCUCUCCCGAUGCUGUCCACACCGACGAGGCAAGCGAAGAGGAGAACAUGGUUUGGUGGGAUGGCGAAGACGACUUGGCCAACCCGUACAACUGGCCGCGAUGGAACAAGGUGCUCAACUGCGUCCUCAUCAGCUCGCUGACGUUUGUCACGCCGCUAGCUUCGUCCAUGUUCGCGCCCGGCGUGCCGCAGCUCAUGGCCGAAUUCAAAAGCACGAGCUCCGAGCUCGCGUCGUUUUGCGUGUCCGUCUACGUCCUGGGCUACGCGACGGGCCCGAUGCUAUUUGCGCCGCUGUCGGAGCUGUACGGGCGGGCCAUUGUCUACCACGGGUGCAACGUGGGCUUUGUAGCCUUCAUCAUCGCCUGCGCCAAGGCGCCCUCGCUGUCCGCCCUCAUCGUCUUCCGCUUCCUGUCGGGCGUCUUCGGGUCGGCGCCCAUCACCAACGGCGGCGGCACCAUCGCCGACAUGAUCGUUCAGGAGAAGCGCGGCGCGGCCAUGGCCAGCUUCGCCAUCGGCCCCUUGCUGGGCCCCAUCAUCGGUCCUGUCGUGGGCGGCGUCGUCUCCGACGCCCUCAGCUGGCGCUGGGUCUUCUGGAUCAUCGCCAUCAUCUCCGCCGUCAUCUCCCUCGCCUUCCUCGCCUUUGGCCGCGAGACGUACGCUCCCGUCAUCCUCGAGCAGCGCGCCGCCCGCCUGCGCAAGGAGACGGGCAACCCGCGCCUGCGCUCCAAGCUCGACCCGGGCCUCUCGCCCGCCGACUACUUCAAGCGCGGCAUCCUGCGCCCCUUCAAGUUGCUCACCCUGUCGCCCGUCUGCAUCAUCUGCAACAUCUACGUCGGCCUCGCCUACGCCUACCUCUACCUCAUGUUCACCAGCCUCACCCCGCUCUUCAUGCGCAUCUACCACUUCGACACCGUCCACGCCGGCCUCGUCUUCCUCGGGCUCGGUGUCGGCAGCCUGCUGGGCGUUGCCUACUUUUCCGUCUCGAGCGACGCGUACAUCAAGAAGAAGGCUGCCACUGAUGCCGCCGCCGCUGCCGCCGCCGCCUCGCCGCCCACCCCUGGAGCGGAAGAGGCACAGAGCGGCACGGCUGCCGCCGCCACGCCGUCGGCACCUGCGAGCCAGCUUGGCAAGCCCGGCAUCAAGCCCGAGUAUCGCCUCCCCCCGCUCAAGAUCGGUGCCUUCCUCCUCCCCGCCGGCCUCUUCAUCUACGGCUGGACCGCCGACUUUCGCGUCCACUGGAUCGCCCCCAUCAUCGGCACCGCCGUCAUUGGAGUGGGCAACCUCGUCAUCUUCAUGAGCCUCCAGAUGUACCUCGUCGACUCCUUCACCAUCUACGCCGCCUCGGCCCUCGCAGCCAACGCCGUCGUCCGCUCCGUUGCCGGCGCCGUGCUGCCCCUUGCGGGCAUCGCAAUGUACGACCGUCUCGGCCUCGGCUGGGGCAACUCGCUUCUCGGCUUCAUCGCCAUGCUCAUGCUGCCGGCCCCGUGGCUGUUUAUACGCUACGGCGAGUACCUGCGCCACAGAUUCGAGAUCAAGGACCUCUAG
Purpureocillium lilacinum is the source of this 1653-nucleotide messenger RNA. RefSeq lists its product as uncharacterized. Gene Ontology annotation, biological process: transmembrane transport. Lineage: Eukaryota; Fungi; Ascomycota; Sordariomycetes; Hypocreales; Ophiocordycipitaceae. Gene Ontology annotation, cellular component: plasma membrane. The record is from RefSeq and is a predicted model, not a curated record. Gene Ontology annotation, molecular function: transmembrane transporter activity.